CGACUUGUCAGCGAGAGACACCACCAACGACGGGACAUCCGUCCUCAACGCAGUUCCAUCAACAAACACAACUUACCUCCCGCCUUCUCAAAAGCUUGUUUCUAGACAAGACACCUACUACUGUCUGCUAUUAUAUCUUCAUGCGCCGCCCUGAUUGAGACGGCCUGCAACAUCAGUCGUCGCCAGCAUCUUGAAGGGCUUUUUGUCAUCCCGUCAAACCGAUUCACUAUCUCUUUAUUUGAAGCGACCAAGACCCUGUCGCCAAACGCCCCCGGCCCGGUCUAGACGUAGCUUCCGCCAUCUACGCGCCCUCGAAUCUCCCAUCUCUGCCCAACAUCUGCUAGAGGUGCCGACCCGACAACACAAGCCAUCCCGCCUGACGUGAUCUCCUUUUUGCGACACGACCAUUUGCCCUGAACACCACAAGCUCUAUCACAUCCAUCAGACAGCAAGGCAGCGCAGCACAUGAUGAAUGUCCCGGGUCCCGGCCGCCCCAUGCAGCGACGCCCCCCCGCCCCGGGCACCGAACCCGGUGGUGGUGGUGGUGGUGGUGGUGGUGGUGGUGGUGGCCCGCCCCCCAACAUGCCGGCCCGCUCGAUAUCGCCUGCCGUUGGGAUGGGAGGACAUAUGGGUCCCCAAGCUGGCAUGUCGAGGUCUUCAGCUGGCUCAAGUCGCUCAGUUCAAGGUCCCGGCGGCGGUCCCGGCGGCGGUGGGAGCACAAGGCGAAACAAUUCAUCUGGCGGCUCGUCGUCCGUCCCACUAUCGCAAAUCGAAAGGAGCGUCACACAUCUACUUGUGGCCACCAAGCAACUGCUCGAAACCCUGACACAAUGGUCCCGUGGAAAUGCAACCGAUACCCAGGUCUCCGACGUCUACGUACGGCUGGGCUACGAGUUUAAUAUGGCCUGCCGAGCCUUUACUGCCAUCAAUGUCGAUAUUGACGACUUGGGCAACGUGCCCGAGAUGCUGCGCACUAUCCUGGAGGCCACUCUAAGUCAAGAAGCCAGCGCUGAAAGUCUCGAGAAAUACCUGCCAAAGAUACGUGAUAUUAUCAUAAAUCUGCUGCAUGGUUUAAAAAGAAAACAGCAAAAGCUAAGGCAUCGCCAGCAACGGGAUAGAGAGCCGAGUAUCGCAGGAGACGAUGGAGGCUAUGGUCCAAGUCGCGGACCUGGGCCCAGUAGCAGUGGCGUGCCCACCAGAACUACGAGUACUAGUACCAUGGCUAGUGUUAAUUCUGGGCUCACCAACAUGUUGAACGAAGGGCUGGAGAGCAAUGGCUACCGACCGGACUCUCUCAGGGAUGAUUCUCGGAAUUCUGGUCCCACAACGGCAUCACCCACCAGACGUUUUCCCACGCAACGGGACCAAUCUCGCGGCUCUGUCACCUCUGACCAGUCCAGCCUGUCGAGCAACACGAUGCAAAACAUACCCGUUCUGGCGCCUUACCCAGGUGAAGAGACAAUUCCAACGGGCCCACCGGCACCCCCGGAAAUCAGCGUCGACAACUUCCCUCCGCCGCCGCCGCCGCCCAAGGAAUCGGGACAGAGCGCCUUGGCGGCCCUCCAAAAAGGAGGUAAUCUGGAAAGACGAGCUUCCCGCAGAUAUGAUGCAUACCAGAUUUCCAAGUACCUUGGCACUAUGGUCCCACCCCAGACAACGCCGAUACCUGAUAGGAACCGGGGCGAUUUCAGAGAGUCGCUCCGGGCGAUGCAAUCAAGGGGAAACCCCCGCCACAGCCGCAAUAUUUCGAGCCAGUCCCAACGUACCAUUGGCCUCGAUUCCUCUCCCGUUCGAGUUCCCAGCCGGGUUCCUGAAGAGCCUGAAACCGCCGAUUCGUAUACAUUCAGCAAGGCCGACAACUUGAAUGUCCAGGCGCCAGAUGACAAGUAUCCUACUCCAAGCGCUACUCUUAAUGGCCCGCUCGCAGAUCCUAUCCCGAUGGUGGAUGAGGUAGACUCGUCUAAGCCCGCUGCUACGAGGCCUGCUCCUGCGCCUGCCGCUCCUCAGCAUCAACACAAGCCGUCCAUUCGCGCCCCGACGCCCGAUAAACAACCGCCUAGCUCGUUUAUGCUUGAGAACUCGCCCCCCGCAACCAAGGAAUUGACCCUCUUCCUGCAGUACAAGUCCAAGGUCAAGAAGUUCGUGCUCCCUGAGGGCUACGAUAAUCUGUCUAUCGCUCGUCUUCAACUGGCCUUUAUCGAGAAGUUCUCGUGGAACACACAGCAGAAUGGAGCGGAUCUACCGGAAAUUUACAUUCAAGACCCCGUCUCCGGUGUCCGCCAUGAGCUCGAGGAUCUGUCAGAUAUCAAGGACCGUACAGUACUUGUGUUGAAUGUAGAGGCUUUGGACGAAGUCAAGAAGCAUAUUGACAAGAGCAUUGGGUCCCUCAAGACCAUUAUCCAGCAGGUUAAACAAAAUGUCGACGAUCAAAACGCCACCAUUCAACGUGUGUCGGAGCGCCAACAGGAGACCGCCAAGGAUCUCGCUCGCAUUGCCGCCACGCCACCUCCCACUAUCAUCGCACCGAGUGGUAUGGACUCGAUGGCUUCGCCACGUUCUUCGUCUUCCUCUGUCGCGGGUGCUGCUGCCCUUGCCGGUCCCUCGUCCAAGAAGCUCAGCCCAAGCCAGCUUACCGAGAUCCAAUCCCUUCGUCGCGACCUCGCCGUUCUUCGCCAGACCUACUCCAACUUCCAGUCCGAAGUCCAAGGGUCCAUGACUGCUCUUCGCAACAAGGCCAACAAUGUCAAGACCGCCGCCGCCAAGUUGUCCGUUCCCGAUGGGGAAGGCGACUCGGGUCGCGCUUACGUCACCAAGGGUCGUAAACUGCUCAAUGCCGAUAGUGACUGGCUUGUCAACAAGGUAGACGACCUGCAAGAUCUCAUUGAGGACCUCCGCAAGGACGUUGUCCACCGCGGCGUCCGCCCACGCCCCAACCAGCUCGAGUCCGUCACCAAGGACAUCACCACGCUCACCAAGGAGCUCAAGAAGAUGGAAGAGUUUAUGAAGAAGGAGAAACCCAUCUGGACCAAGAUCUGGGAAAAGGAGCUCGAAGAGGUCUGCCAAGGUCGCGACGAGUUGCGCCUCAUGGAAGAUCUGAUGAUCGACUUGCGCGACGACUUGGAGAAGGCCAGCGAAACCUUUGCGCUUGUCGAGCAGGCAACCAAGGAGCAGAUGAAAGAGGGCGGACAGGGCAAUACGGUUAACGGCUCAGUGUCCAACGGCCCCACGCCCUUUGGCGCCUUUAGUCGCGGGCUGAAGAGCAUCUCGGAGAAGGUGACGCAUGCGGAUCCUAGCGAGGCCAAGGAGGGCGUUCUGGGCGAGGUGCGCGCCUUGCAGCCGAAUCAUCAGAGCCGAUUGGAGGCAAUUGAGAGGGCGGAGAAGCUGAGGCAGAAGGAGUUGCAGACCAGGAUGGUCAACCCGCUUACGAAGGAGCUGGCCUCUUUUGUGGAGGAGGGGAAGCUGAAGAAGAGUGGUGGUGUCGAGGAGGUGGAGAGGGCGCGGAAGGCCAAGGAUGAUCAGAUCAGACGGGAGGUGUGGGAGCGCAUGAAUGGCCUUAUUGCGGAGAAUGAUGAUGGUGAGGACGAGGAGGAUGACGAAGAAGAGGAGGAGGAAGAGGAGGAAGAGGAGGGAGAGGAGGAGGAGGAGGAGGAGGAAGGAGAGGACCAGGAAGAAGGAGAAGAGGGCGAGGAAAAAGCGAGUGGCUCUGCUAGGGAGUCUGUCGAUGGAGAGGAGGAUAAGGAGGAGGCGAAGGAGAAGAACAAGGAGAACGUCAAGGUUGAAGAGAAGUUAGAUGCGGAUGAGGGCGAGAAGGAAAGCAAGGUGAAGGCCGAAGCCGCGAAAGAGCCUGGUGCAACUGCUUGAGGAGAACCAGUUUACCGGGGUCUGAGUACGUGGUGAUGUCCGCGCGUACACAAGUGGUGGGUGAAGUAAGGGCUGUUGGAAAUAACAAUACAUCAGUACAUAUCAUUUCCUGUCCACGGGCUCGAUGAAGGUUUGAGUAGUCUACAAGAGAAGAGAGAGAGAGAGCGUCAGGAGGCAUGGAAAUCUUAUACCCCCCCCUUUUUUGGUCUAAACAAUCAUGUUUGACUUUUGUUGUAGUAACCAAUUGAAUAGUUUAGGUACCCAAGUCCGAUGUAUUCUGGUGUCAUCAUUUCUGAACUGGUGAUUAUAUUUCACCGGAUAAUACAAACCUCAUAUUCGC
Messenger RNA from Neurospora hispaniola, 4201 nucleotides. Its product is annotated as AIP3-domain-containing protein. The coding region runs from base 466 to 3861 and encodes 1131 amino acids. NCBI's taxonomy places the organism in Eukaryota, Fungi, Ascomycota, Sordariomycetes, Sordariales, Sordariaceae. Gene Ontology annotation, molecular function: cytoskeletal regulatory protein binding. Gene Ontology annotation, biological process: establishment of cell polarity. Gene Ontology annotation, cellular component: cell tip; cytoplasm. The record is from RefSeq and is a predicted model, not a curated record. The transcript has 2 exons.